This is a messenger RNA of Pelobates fuscus (common spadefoot toad), 1375 nucleotides long. RefSeq names its product SPRY domain-containing SOCS box protein 3-like. Gene Ontology annotation, molecular function: protein binding. The transcript is spliced from 5 exons. Gene Ontology annotation, biological process: proteasome-mediated ubiquitin-dependent protein catabolic process. Lineage: Eukaryota; Metazoa; Chordata; Amphibia; Anura; Pelobatidae. Gene Ontology annotation, cellular component: SCF ubiquitin ligase complex. The record is from RefSeq and is a predicted model, not a curated record. The coding region runs from base 42 to 761 and encodes 239 amino acids.
CACAAGGAGGACUGCAGCACCCCAACACCAGACUAGCAUCAAUGAAACCUCCCCUGCUCCAGGGGUUUGUGGAAGAGACUUGGACGUGGAGUAGUGAUGGUCUGUCCUCGGACACAGAGCUGUCGCCAUGUAGACGAGAUGUCUACUUCCAUACUGAUCCUGUUCUGGAGAGCUGUGGCACGGCCGGAGUACGAGGGAGCACAGGUUUUGUUCAGGGCGAACACUACUGGGAAGUAGAGUUUUUGGAGCCAGCCUCGGGCUAUUCUGUUAUGGUCGGUGUUGGCACGAGUAAAGCUGCACUGCAUGCUGGGAGCUAUGAAUACAUUAACUUAUUGGGAAAGGAUACUGAAAGCUGGGGAUUGUCUUAUAAAGGCAUGAUUUGGCACAGAUGUAGCAGCCGACCAUACACCGAACCAUUCUUUGAUCGAGGCACUGUGAUCGGAGUUCAUCUAAACCUAAAGGAAGGGACACUGACAUUUUACAAAAACAGACAAUGUCUGGGACUGGCCUUCACAGGGCUGCAUAAGGUGCAGUCACCGUUAUAUCCAAUGGUCUCCUCCACGGCGCCUGGCAUUGAGUUGUCAUUGGGUUUACGUUGUUCCACUCUACCUACCUUGGAAGAAAGAUGUCUCAGCACUUUGGCCCACGGCCUGGCCAAAAUGGACUUGGUGGAUUUGCUGCCCCUUCCAGUAGCAGUGAGGUGGAAACUCAAAAGUUUGAAAGAGGGUUCCGAUCUAGAUGCUCUGGCACCUGAACUCUAGUAAGAGGACCCACACAUAAUGGAAUAACGUGACAUUAUUCUGUGUCCACCACUGAACUGGCUUAGUACAGAGAAUGCGGCAAGGGACGUGGGGUUUCUCUUCUGCUGUGAGACCUUAUCAUCAUCUCAUUAUUCUGAUGUAUUGAUGGCCAUCAGCCUUCCUACCAGCUUGUGUACACAAAGGAAGCUCAGAGUAUCCGAACAGAUGAUAUACUAGAAAAACAUAGUAUAUUUACUCUAGUUCCAAAGACGUGUGCUUGCUUAGUGCACAGACCCUUCAGUCUGUGAGUUUAUUUGGGAGGAGAUCCCAAGAGAUUAUUGAAAAAGUCUUCAGUAGGGAAGUUGUCAGUGGCCAACAUAAUCACUAUAAUUUACAUUGUGUCCAGUUUAUUUGACUUGCAGGAUAGAAUGCUCCUGGACUUUUUUUUAUUUUUAGUCGACAAGCUGAAUGCUCAGAGAAUUCUGUAGUUACUAAGAAAGGACUAUAUAACUAGUUUGAUUUUUCAUCCUCAACCUCCAACAUCUUAAUUUUACUUGAAGGGACAUGUUUACCUAUAACCCCAUGAUAAUCCAUCCAUUGUAUCUGUUAUGCUCCCCAUACAAUCAACUUCCCCC